ACCUCAAUACGUUACGUGUCGCUGUUCUAUUGGUGGCCUCCACAAAACCCCUCGGGUCAUAUACCCUUCCUUCUCCGAGUGGGUACCCGAAAAAGUUGAGGAACACAACUUCGGCAGAAGGAUAUGGCCAGAUCGAGCUCGCAAACUCUCACAGUACUCUUUUGCAGUCUACUCAUCCUCGGACUGACAGCCGUUGCUCAGGCUAAAAAAUCAGACAAUGACUUGAAAGAAGUGACUCACAAAGUUUACUUCGAUGUCGAGAUUGAUGGAAGACCUGCUGGGCGGGUGGUGAUGGGUCUCUUUGGCAAAGCAGUUCCUAAGACAGCAGAAAAUUUCAGAGCAUUGUGCACAGGGGAGAAAGGUACUGGAAAGAGCGGGAAGCCUCUCCAUUACAAAGGAAGCAAAUUCCAUAGAAUCAUCCCCAACUUCAUGAUUCAAGGUGGUGACUUCACCCUUGGAGAUGGUAGGGGUGGGGAGUCAAUUUAUGGAGAGAAAUUUGCUGAUGAAAAUUUCAAAAUUAAGCAUACCGGACCAGGCCUGAUGUCAAUGGCUAAUGCUGGUCCUGACACCAAUGGUUCACAGUUCUUCAUAACAACUGUCACAACUAGCUGGUUGGAUGGUCGGCAUGUAGUCUUUGGUAAGGUCCUCUCUGGCAUGGAUGUAGUUUAUGCGAUUGAAGCUGAAGGCAGGCAGAAUGGAACGCCAAAAAGCGAAGUUAAAAUUGCCGACAGUGGUGAACUCCCAUUAUGAUGAACUUCUGCUUAGGUGUCUUUUUUUGUUCUGCUAACUGUUUGGGUUAGAAUGGCUCAGUUGCAGUUGCAUGAUUCUGUAUUAGUAGACCCUCGUUUCUUGUGACGGUUUCAAACUUCAUAACUUUUUAUUGUGGAGCUCUUUGAAGCAUUAUCUUUUUGUUUCCUUGAACGAGCAGUCAUUGUUCUAAAGUUAUAUUUAACUUGUUAAAUUGCAGGAGUAGAAUAAUGUUGGGUAGAAUUGACUCAAAUAAAGAAGUAGACUAAGAUUGGACA
Molecule: messenger RNA, 1025 nt
Organism: Coffea eugenioides
Lineage: Eukaryota; Viridiplantae; Streptophyta; Magnoliopsida; Gentianales; Rubiaceae
Product: peptidyl-prolyl cis-trans isomerase CYP19-4
Exons: 7
Coding region: 124-750 (208 amino acids)
Biological process (GO): protein peptidyl-prolyl isomerization; protein folding
Cellular component (GO): intracellular membrane-bounded organelle
Molecular function (GO): peptidyl-prolyl cis-trans isomerase activity
Source: RefSeq, a predicted model, not a curated record